AUGACCAACAGAAGUGGAGAAUGCAAUUUUACAGACAUUGACAGUUUAGCAAAGAGCCUGCGGUUGGGGAUCUCCAUCCCCACCUUCAUUCUCGGGCUGGUUCUCAAUGCCUUGGCCCUCUCCGUCUUCUGCUGCUUUUGGAAGAAACAGACCAAAACCUCAGUUUACAUGAUCAACCUCGCUCUUGCAGAUGUCUUGCUGCUCCUCUCGCUCCCGCUGAAGCUGUACUACUCUAUCACAGAAGCACCUGGUCUCCUGUGCUCGUUCAUACAGUCUCUUUAUUUUGUCAACAUGUACGGCAGUAUCUUCAUCAUCGUCUGCAUCACCAUUGACAGAUAUAUCUGCAUCAGGAACCCAUUUGAAGGUCGAGCUAACCAAUCCCCCAGAUGGGCUAUCUUGAUUUGCUGCUUCAUCUGGGCAGUAGCUUGGCUUUGCAGCAGCCCCCUGUACGUGUUUCAGAAGAAAGACUCUUUUAAAUGCUUUCACAACAUGUCAGAACAGGCGUGGAGCACCCCCCUCAUUGUUUCUGUGGAAAUCUUUGGAUUUCUGAUCCCACUCGCAGUGAUGGUUUUCUGCUCUGCCCAAAACAUCUGGAUUCUGCUGAAUCACAAAAGCCAAGCUAAAAAGAAGGUGGAAGACAGUGGCUCCUUACGAGUCAUUAUCAUCAACCUUGUGAUGUUUUUGGUGUGCUUCACACCCUUCCACCUCGCAAUCUGCCUACAGUGCCUGGUAAGACAGCACGUGAUAGUGGACUGCAGUCUGCAACAAACCAUCAGCCUCUUCAUUCAGGUGUCGAUGAUAUUAGCCAACCUGAACUGCUGCCUGGAUGCCAUCUUUUAUUACUUUGCUGCAAGAGAGUUUCGUAAGAAAACGCACCUGAAAAAGGUUAUUGAACUAUGCCCUGUCUUUAAGCCUUGUGCCACAUGA
Mesitornis unicolor (brown roatelo) is the source of this 927-nucleotide messenger RNA. It is a transcript of the gene GPR55, whose product is annotated as G protein-coupled receptor 55. The record is from RefSeq and is a predicted model, not a curated record. Bases 1 to 927 code for a protein of 308 amino acids. The transcript has a single exon. Gene Ontology annotation, cellular component: membrane. Lineage: Eukaryota; Metazoa; Chordata; Aves; Mesitornithiformes; Mesitornithidae. Gene Ontology annotation, molecular function: G protein-coupled receptor activity. Gene Ontology annotation, biological process: positive regulation of Rho protein signal transduction; phospholipase C-activating G protein-coupled receptor signaling pathway.